AUGCGCUUCUCCACAACGACCCUCCUGGUGACCGCACUGGGAUGGUUCUCCGCCGUGACCGCACACAACAUCCAGCUCAAAUCCCACUCCCGCGAAUGCUUCCACGAGAACCUGCACCGCGGCGAUCGGAUGACCGUCAGCUUCCAGGUCGGCGACCGGGAAUUCGGCGGCAGCGGCAACCUCGAGAUUGACUUUUGGGUCGAGGACCCCUUGAACAACCGUCAAUACUACAAACAAGCCAUCUCCUCCGAGGACUACUCCUUCGAUGCCCACGCCGACGGAAAAUACGUCUACUGCUUUAGCAAUGAGGGCUGGACCUCCAACUCCAAGGAGGUCUCCUUCAACGUCCACGGAAUCGUCUACGUGCCCGAGUCGGAGAUGACCCAGGAUCCCCUUGAGGUGGAAGUCCGCCGGUUGUCGGAGGCGCUGGCCCAGGUCAAGGAUGAGCAGUCGUAUAUCGUGGUGAGAGAACGGGUGCACCGGAACACGGCAGAGAGCACCAACGCUCGCGUCAAGUGGUGGAGUCUCUUCCAGCUGGCCGUGCUUAUUGGCGAGGGUAUCUUCCAGGUGUGGUGGUUGAAGAGAUUUUUCGAGGUCAAGCGCGUUGUCUAA
Molecule: messenger RNA, 612 nt
Organism: Aspergillus terreus NIH2624
Lineage: Eukaryota; Fungi; Ascomycota; Eurotiomycetes; Eurotiales; Aspergillaceae
Product: emp24/gp25L/p24 family protein
Exons: 4
Coding region: 1-612 (203 amino acids)
Biological process (GO): Golgi organization; intracellular protein transport; protein retention in ER lumen
Cellular component (GO): endoplasmic reticulum; Golgi apparatus; endoplasmic reticulum-Golgi intermediate compartment
Source: RefSeq, a predicted model, not a curated record